Molecule: messenger RNA, 244 nt
Organism: Funneliformis geosporum
Lineage: Eukaryota; Fungi; Glomeromycota; Glomeromycetes; Glomerales; Glomeraceae
Source: the annotation of a GenBank genome assembly
AGACUGCAAUAAUGUGGAUGAAGGUCUUGACCACGAUCAUUUGAUGAUGACUUUUGACACAGAUUAUGACCCCAAAGGGCAAACCUUAAUGCAAGAAUUUGUUAAAGAGGAAACUAAAAAUGGAGAACUCGUAGCAUUUGAACUGGCUAAGCUAUGUCAAGCUAAUGAUGUAGGGAAUGCAAUCAAACCCCCCUUGAAAUUAUUUGUUACGCAUGUUCACUUGUCUGGUUUUAAAUAUAUAUAA